Macrosiphum euphorbiae (potato aphid) is the source of this 975-nucleotide messenger RNA. NCBI's taxonomy places the organism in Eukaryota, Metazoa, Arthropoda, Insecta, Hemiptera, Aphididae. The record is from the annotation of a GenBank genome assembly.
AUGUCAAAUGGGAAUGAAGAAAAGUUUGAUUCAAUGCUUCUGGCAUUGGCUCAGCAGCACGAGAAAGGAGUAGAACAACUUUUGGAUACAUUUUUCAGUUUUUUGGGUCGUAAAACUGAUUUCUUUAUUGGAAGUCCUGAUGAAAAAGCAUCCGAACAAAUGUUAAUGUCAGUAUUUAAUAGACAUCGUGAUAUUGCUCUGAAUGAAAAACGUGCAAUAGACGAAAAACGUAAGCUGGAAGCAUUAAAAAGAUUACAAAAGUCACAAAAGGAGAAAGAAUUAGAGACUAAGCCGAAACUAAAAGAAUUAACCGAUGAAGAAGCUGAGCAACUCCAAAAAGAGAUAGAUUUGAAAAAAAACUUAAAAGCUGAAGAUUCGAAAAAUUCUACCGAAACAAAUGAGUUAUCACAACCAAUUGAAGAAGAUGAAGAUGAUCCAAAAGAAAAAGGCAAAUUGAAACCAAAUGCAGGCAAUGGUUGUGAUUUACCUAAUUAUAGAUGGACUCAAACAUUAUCUGAUAUUGAACUUAAAAUUCCAUCUAAAGCUGCAUUCAAAUUGAGACCACGUGAUGUUAUUGUGAAUUUGAAAAAGAAACACAUUUUCGUUGGUAUAAAGGGACAGCCACCGAUAUUGGACGAUGAAUUACAGCAUGAAAUUAAACUUGAAGAAACCACGUGGCUACUUGAAGACGGAAAAACAUUCCUUAUUAAUAUUGAAAAGGUGAAUAAAAUGGAAUGGUGGUCGAGACUGGUGCUUUCAGAUACCGAUAUAUCUACCAAAAAGAUCAACCCAGAACCUUCUAAACUUUCCGACCUAGAGGGCGAAACCAGGUCCAUGGUGGAGAAAAUGAUGUACGACCAGCAACAAAAGAAUAUGGGAUUACCUACGUCAGACGAGCAGAAAAAACAGAACGUUCUUCAAAAGUUUAUGGAACAACAUCCCGAGAUGGACUUUUCCAAGUGUAAAUUCAAUUAA